AUGAAGCGCAUCCAAGAAUUGAGGCAGAUAUUUCAUAACUAUGUCGUCUUCACCAAACCCAUCUUUUUCAUGCUAGGCCUGAUAUUCAGCUACAAGUUAGUGGAGAACGCGUUUCUGAGCAUCUUGAUCACUCAUCUCACCGAUGCGUGGGGGAAGAAUCAGUACGACCUCCUGAAAGCCGCCAUGGUCGUGAAUUUGCAAGAGGGAACGGAAUCGGUUUCAGUUAUUUUGUUCGUUUAUCUAGCCGAUGUUCACACCGGCCGCUUCAAUAUGGUGGCUUUCGCAACUGCGUUUUGCAUCGCUGGAUUGUUGCUCAACUUUGCAUCAACUAGAAAUGAUGAUGAUAAGGAGGUUAAUUUGGGGCUAUUCUACCUUGGACUGGGGUUAUUGACUUUUGCCCAAGCGGCAUUGUCAGUGACGCUUAGAGUGUUUCUUUACGAUCAGCUCCGGCCUAAGGAUGCCGAUCAGCGUGAGGAUCGGAGAAAGCGGCGCACAAAAUUCUGGUGGAAAUUGGUUUCCUUUGUGGCUGCCAUCUUCUCUCUGUUUGGGCCAUUAAAUGCACUUGAGUUUGGAAUUCUUGCAGUGGUAUUAGCUGCUGUGACGGGGGUUUGCUUCUUAGUGUUCUUGUUGGGUAGCAAUUACUACCACCAUGAACAAAAAAUCGAAAACCAAUUUAAAGAUGUUGGAAUCGUCCUCGCCAGAGCCUACAGAAACCGGAACGCCGAGUAUCCACAAGGAUCAUUCAACAUUGAAACACAGAUCCCGCCCUGCCUUUGGGGGUUUAGGUGGGAAAUAACAAGAUGGUUAGACAAGGCGGCAAUUGCGCAUGGAGGCGGUUGUAGUGAUGCACAAGUUGAAAAAGUGAAACGUUUGAUUAAGAUGCUUCCAAUGUGGUCUUGUUUCCUCACUUUGAGCCUGGUUGCUGCUUCUGGCAGCACCUUCUUCUUUGAGGAAGCCAGUGUUAUUGAAGACGGUGGUGUUAUUGACAACGAUAAUAAAAUUCUCUUCCUUGCCAAUGUGGUUCGAUUCACAGAUUUGGUGGGGUCAGUAAUAUCCAAUUACAUUAUGACUAAACUUAGAGACAAAAUGAAAUUCAACCAACAGAGGAUGGAGUUGGUGAAAAUCGGAAUGGGGAUGUUGUGUUGCGUAUCGUGCUGUAUCGUUGCUUGGGGUCUUGCAUCACUCAGGCGGAAUUACUAUAUUAACGUAUUUUGGCUAACACCACAAUUUAUUUUACUUGGACUAAUGCAAGGACUCUCUGAAGAUGGCCUCGAAUCGUUUUAUGAAUCGCAGGCUAGUAAGAGUUUGUUGAGUUAUGGGCCGCCGUUUGGAGAGUUGGUGAUGGGGAUAGGUAAAUUUAUGAGCAUACCUUGCGUUCUCAUCUUCAGCAUGACAUCCAUUAGAUGGUUCCAGAAGGAUAUAGACGCCAGUCGGCUCGACAAGUAUUAUAUUUUUCUGGCUGUUUUGAGUUUCCUGAACUUUGUGUUAUAUUGUUUUUUCGGGUGGUGGUAUAGAAACAACACUUUCCUAGCGAGAGACGAGGAAAAUGGCGAUAUUGUUCAGCAGAGUGAAGUGAUCACUUUGGUUGAAGGUGUUGAGCCUCGAUCAGUUGAGGGGCGUCACAUCUCUCAGCGAUCUCUCUCUAGUCGAUUUGUUUCCAAGGGGAAGGGGAGCGGCCGUAGUGAAGCUGGUAAUGCUACAGCAGAUAGGUCAGGAAGUGGAGAAGAGGAAAUGGAAACAUAUGAAGAUCCACUCUUGGGCUCGACGGAUCAAUCCACUAGUGAACACAUCUCUUAUAGAUCUGAUUCCGAGCCUAGAGAGAGCAGCUGUGGUGAUGUUACGGUAGAUGGCGAAGAAGCAGAGGCGGAAACACACGAAGAUCCACUCUUGGGCUCGUCGGAUAUGUCCACUAGGAAUACUACUAUGAAUUUUUAUGCGUUGCUGCGCGUAGUCACGUUGAUGACACGUCUAUCCUCAAGAGCGGCUCGCAAACGCUCCAACCCGAAGCAUGAGUAG
Messenger RNA from Salvia hispanica, 2016 nucleotides. The record is from RefSeq and is a predicted model, not a curated record. NCBI's taxonomy places the organism in Eukaryota, Viridiplantae, Streptophyta, Magnoliopsida, Lamiales, Lamiaceae.